ACCGGCUACCGUAACAGCAGAUACCCCAGCAGUGUGUGUAUGUAUUUGCGUGUGUGUGUGUGUGUGUGUGUGUGUGUCUCUGUUAGUGUGUGUGUGUGUGUUUGGACAGACUCUCAGAUACUGGCAAACAGUUAUGUGACUUGACACACACACACUUUUGUGUGUCUGUGUUACGGCUAUCUUCGCACUCAUAGUGUGUGUGUGUGUGUGUGUAUCUGUGUGUGGUAAGUGCUUGAGUGGACAGGUUUCAGCGGCGAAGACGCACACAAAUGUGACUGUCUCUCUGCCUGUCCGUGCCUGUGUGUGUGUGUGUGUGUGUGUGCAUGUGAGUGUGUAAGUGUCUGUGUGUGUGUGUGUGUGUGUGUGUGUGAGAGAGGGGGUCAUGCCUUGGCAAUGCCCCUUCGGGGGCUGCUGUCUGGCCCCUCUGCUGCUUGGCUGUGGCCCCUGGGCCGGGGGGGAGGGGGGGGACGAGGGGCCCCUGAGCGACGAGGACUUCCUGGAGAGGAGCUCGGGCAGCUCGGUGACCCUGGGCGCCAUGGAGACGGACGACAGAGCUACGCACAGGCUCAGGCAGCAGGAGAAAAGCGUGAAGGAGGGCCUGCUGUUGAAACAGACCAGCUCCUUCCAGAGAUGGAAGAGGAGGUACUUCAAGCUCAGAGGAAGAACCCUCUACUACGCCAAAGACUCCAAGUCCCUCAUAUUUGAUGAGGUGGACCUGUCAGAUGCCAGUGUUGCCGAGACCAGCACCAAGAAUGUCAACAACAGUUUCACGGUGAUCACUCCUUUCAGGAAGUUGAUGCUGUGCGCUGAGAACCGCAAGGAGAUGGAGGACUGGAUCAGCGCCCUCAAAUCAGUGCAGAAGUGGGAGACCUAUGAGGCCAGUCAGUUCAACAUGGAGCACUUCUCGGGGCUGCAUAACUGGUACGCGUGCUCCCACGCACGGCCCACCUUCUGUAACGUGUGCAGAGACGCGCUGCCCGGGGUGACCUCCCACGGCCUCUCCUGCGAAGUGUGCAAGUUUAAAGCCCACAAGCGAUGUGCCAUCAGGUCUACCAACACCUGCAAAUGGACCACGCUGGCUUCCAUAGGAAAUGACAUCAUUGAGGAUGAAGAUGGGGUGUCCAUGCCUCACCAGUGGCUGGAGGGGAACCUGCCGGUCAGUGCCAAGUGUGUGGUGUGUGACCGCAACUGCGGGAGCGUCCGCCGCCUUCAGGACUGGCGCUGUCUCUGGUGCAAAGCCAUCGUGCACAACAGCUGUAAGGAGCUCCUGGGGAAGCAGUGCCCCCUGGGCCAGAGCCGCGUGUCCAUCCUCCCGCCCACCGCUCUCAACAGCAUCGAUUCUGACGGCUUCUGGAAGGCGGCGAGUCCAGCCUGCUCCAGCCCCCUGCUGGUCCUGGUCAACUCGAAGAGCGGAGACAACCAGGGCGUCAAGUUCCUGCGCAAGUUCAAACAGCUGCUGAACCCCGCCCAGGUGUUCGACCUGAUGAACGGAGGACCACAGCUCGGAUUGCGGCUCUUCCAGAAGUUUGUGACGUUCCGUGUUAUAGUAUGUGGGGGAGACGGAAGUGUUGGGUGGGUUCUUUCUGAACUGGACAAACUAGGACUCCAUAAACAGUGCCAGCUGGGAGUGCUGCCCCUGGGCACGGGGAAUGACCUGGCCCGCGUGCUGGGCUGGGGGGGCCUGUGUGACGACGACGCCCAGCUGCUGCAGAUCCUGGAGAAGCUGGAGAGGGCCACCACCAAGAUGCUGGACAGGUGGAGCAUCAUGACCUAUGAGGUGCCCACUAAGAAUGCUCCGGCCAUAGUGAAGGAGGACGACCCGCAGGACACUUCUCUACAGGUGCAGAUGACACAGUAUGCCGACUCCGUGGUCUCCCACCUCACCAAAAUACUGGACUCGGACAAGCACAGCGAUGUCAUUUCCUCCGCCAAGUUUCUGUGUGGGACGGUGAAUGACUUUGUGGCGGAGGUGGGCAAAGCCUAUGAGCAGGCAGCAGAGAAUCGCGAGGAGGCGGACGCCAUGUCUAAAAAGUGUGCCAUGCUGAACGAGAAGCUGGACCUGCUGGUGAAGGCGCUGAGCGAGGAGGCGGAUGCCCAGCUGGUGCCCACGGGCUCCAUGUCGCCGCGCUCCGAGGGGGGCGAGGACGCCGACGCCGACGCUGGCCACUCCUCCUCGGGCGACUCGCCCGGCGACGGCCCCUCCCCCGGGGUGCCCCGCCCCUUCAGGAGCCGCGAGCAGCUGAUGCUCCGAGCCAACAGCCUCAAGAAGGCCCUGAGACAGAUCAUCGAGCAGGCUGAGAAAGUGGUGGACGAGCAGAACAGGCACACCCAGGUCCAGCGCAUGUCCUCCUGCUCCUCCAUCAAGUGGCAGGGCAGCGACGAGCUCAAGGAGGCCGACACGCGUCCGGGCUGCAUGAGCCCCACCUUCCCGACGCCCAUCACCCUGGAGAAGUCGGAGAGCUUCAGCGCGGUGUCCUUCUCCGAGGACUCUGUACUCUGCACUGAGAAGUGUGUGAUGAACAACUACUUCGGGAUCGGACUGGAUGCCAAAAUCUCCCUGGAGUUCAACAACAAGAGGGACGAGCACCCCAAAAAGUGCAGCAGUCGCACUAAAAACAUGAUGUGGUACGGCGUCCUGGGGACCAAAGAACUGGUGCAGAAGACCUACAAGAAUCUGGAACAGAGAGUUCAGUUGGAGUGUGAUGGAGUGGCCAUGUCACUGCCCAGUCUGCAGGGCCUGGCCGUGUUGAACAUCCCCAGCUAUGCAGGGGGCAUCAACUUCUGGGGCGGCACCAAGGAGGACAAUAAUUUCGGAGCGCCGUCGUUCGACGACAAGAAGCUGGAAGUGGUGGCCGUGUUCGGAAGCAUGCAGAUGGCCGUGUCACGCGUCAUCAACCUACAACACCACCGCAUCGCACAGUGUCGGCAGGUGAAGAUCACGAUCCUGGGCGAUGAGGGCGUACCUGUGCAGGUGGACGGGGAGGCCUGGAUUCAGCCGCCCGGCAUCGUCAAGAUCGUCCACAAGAACCGCGCCCAGAUGCUCACCAGAGACAGGAACUUCGAGAGCACGCUGAAGUCGUGGGAGGACAAGAAGAAGGGGGACAGCUACGGCUCGGCACGGCCACGCCUCAACUCCCAGCAGUCCAUGGAGUACCUCACCGAGGAGGAGGGCGCCCAGGUGCAGCAGCUCGGCAUCGUGGCCGACACACUCAUCAACAGGAUACGCGAGGCAGCGAAGAGUCAUAAGGUGGUGGAGCAGGAGCUGGCCCAUGCCGUCAACGCCACAGCCCUGGCCCUCACCGAGGGGUUCCCCUCCAAGCCAUCCAGCCCAGAGUGUCUGAGUCGCAGCGCAGCGGUGGAGAUUGUCAACACCAGCAAGGUGCUGCAGCAGGAGACAAGGAUGCUUCUGGAGGGGAAGCUACUGCAGCUGGAGUCGUCUCAGGAUCAGGAGCUGCGCUCCACCCUCAACAGCCUGGGAGCCGAGCUCCUCAAACUGGAGGACAUCCACUGGAUCUGCCCCAGCAUACACUGCGCUGAGGAGGAGGUGUCCAGGGGAGGGGGCAAGAGCAGUAUAAAGCUGAAGAUCAUGCCCAAGGCCAAGAAGGAGAGAGAGAAGCUCCACAAGCAGAAGUCCAACAGCUCCCUCUCAGCAGAGAGAUGGGACUCAGUGGAGGUGUCUGAUUGGCUGGAGGCGCUGGGGUUAGGGGAGUACAGAGAGAGGUUUCAGCACGUCCAGAGCUGGCAGCAGCUGGCACAGCUUCAGAGGCAAGACCUUAAGGAUCUUGGGAUUUCAAAGGUGGGCCAUGUGAGGCGGAUUCUGCAGGCAAUUAAGGAUCUGGGAGAACCGCUUUAACGCUGGGGCCACUUUGACCUCCCGUCCAGCAGGGGCGCUGUUGCUGCCGGACGCAGGGGAGGACAGGAAAACGCGUAAACCAUCCCCUGCUCACCUUUUCUCCAACAAACAGUGGGGAGCUAUUGCUGUCAAGGGCUUUGUGCCUGAAUUGCAUAGCAUUGCAUCGGCGUUGUGGUCACAUUCGUUUGCCGUUUGUUUUGUUUUUUUUCGCCCUGCAGAUGUGCGUUUGAUUGCCUGGAGUGUGGGCAAAGAUUACCAGUGAGUGGAGGAAGGGGGGGGGGACAACCCCCUCACCCCAAAGCCAUCUAGUUUUCUUUAUUUCUCUCUCUUCUUUCGCUCGCUGCCUCGCUUGAUUUUCUGCUUCCCACCUGACUUAGUAUGUUUACUUAAGAUUCCUUGCAUGAAGUUACACAUUUUUUUGGUACUCAAAUAACAAAGUUACUAUCUCUCUUUCUCUCUCUCUCUCUCUCUCUGUCUCUUUCUCUCUGUAUUACUCAUCAGAAGCCAUGGGACACUUUCUUUCCUCUUCUUGAAAAAUCUCAGACUUCUUACUCUCUUCCUUUUGCCAAUAAGAACAAAAAACUUUUAAGAUUUCAAUGUCUGUGGAAAAAGAAACAAACCAACCAACAACGACAAAAAAAAAAAAAAAAUCGCGCACACACACAUACUUGUCUUGAAUGUAACCUUUGGACUUUGAUUAUGGCUGGGCUCUGUGUAGACCUAGGAGUACUAUUUAAUCCCCUUUAGAUGAUCAAUGUCAUUGCAUGCCUUCCAGUGCUGCUGUCUGUGUGGACUAAACGCAGUAAGAUUUUAAUACCGCUCCCGUUCUUUCUGAAAAGAGACUUGAAAAAAAAAACUCUUUAUUUGUUUCUGCUGGAUGGCUGUUGUUCCAGUAGCUUCAGUGAUGUAAAGUACAUUCGUGCCAAUUUCAUUUUGAGUGCAGUGGUUUAACUUACAAGUGUAGAGGUGUUUCUUUUUUUUUUCAUAGAGAUUUUUUUUUUCUUUGUGUGUGUGUAUGCACGCGUGCGUGCGUGCAUGUGUGCGUGUGUGGGUGUGUGUGUGUGCAAACAGAUGCUGUACAUCAUGCAUUUCAAAAUGAUUUUAUCUUGCCUUGCACUUUAAGAAAAAAGGAGUUACUUAAAUGCAAAAAGUUGAAAAAUGUGUGUGUGGUACAAAUAUCCUGUAAGAUGUUUUUAUAAAUGUAAUAAUAGAUUAAGGACUCCCCGAACCCUCUCUAUUUAUGGCAAAUCUGUAAAGCGAAUUGUGAAAACGUACACAUUAUAUAUAUAUAUAUAUAUAUAUAUGAAACAUAUAGUAUAA
Messenger RNA from Sardina pilchardus (European sardine), 5173 nucleotides. RefSeq names its product diacylglycerol kinase eta. NCBI's taxonomy places the organism in Eukaryota, Metazoa, Chordata, Actinopteri, Clupeiformes, Clupeidae. Gene Ontology annotation, molecular function: ATP-dependent diacylglycerol kinase activity; protein binding. The transcript is spliced from 29 exons. The coding region runs from base 383 to 3853 and encodes 1156 amino acids. The record is from RefSeq and is a predicted model, not a curated record. Gene Ontology annotation, biological process: diacylglycerol metabolic process; lipid phosphorylation; intracellular signal transduction.